UAAUAACUAACGGACAUAUAGGACUUAAAGAGAGCCAGGGAAAAAUGCCUUCAUUUCUGUUGUUGCUAAUUGGGGUAACAGUAAUAGAUUUUUCGAAUGCCUGGAAAAGUGUUGAAGAAUUACAUAACUUGCAGACAAAACUCGGGAAAAUCAGUCAACUGUCUCUGCUGGUCACAGUCAAUGACACCUGGGACCCAAGCGGGUGCAUUGAGACUAUAAAAACGCCACCUUUAACAUUAGGGAAGCGAUUUGGGAAGAUCGAGGUGGGAACAUGCGACUACGGAGCCAUCACUGUCAGUAUGAUGAAGGCUGGCAAUGGACGAGAUGCAAUGACUUUGGAUGUCAUGUUUGAAUCGCACGUUAUUGUGGACGCCGCCCACCCGGAAUGCCGAUUUAAUUGGAACGGAUCUUACCUUGUACCAACCGCAGAAAACCCAAAAAAAUCUCUCCUACCUGGAUGUUUUGUGAUGGACUCGCGCGAGGGAUAUCACAUGACAUAUUAUUGGUUCCAUCUUCUGGAUUGGAAUUUCUUAUAAGAGUUAUAAGAGAUACUUUGUAAUCAAUGCGACAUGAUACACUAAUUUCCUUUGUUUAUUGAAUUGACCACUUAAAAGAGUGAUAACGUGAA
Pecten maximus is the source of this 628-nucleotide messenger RNA. RefSeq lists its product as uncharacterized. The coding region runs from base 45 to 536 and encodes 163 amino acids. NCBI's taxonomy places the organism in Eukaryota, Metazoa, Mollusca, Bivalvia, Pectinida, Pectinidae. The transcript is spliced from 3 exons. The record is from RefSeq and is a predicted model, not a curated record.